AUGGCCUCCGCCUUCUUCUUCGACGCCGAGCCGGUGUGCGAGCUUCCCAGCCUGCCGCCCACGCUGGACGCAUGCGCGCUCUGCGCCAAGCCGCUGGGGCGCGACUGCGACAUCUUCAUGUACAGAGGGACGCGCCCUUCUGCAGCGAGGACUGCCGCGGCGAGCAGAUGCAGCUCGACGCCAUCCGCCGCAGGCGGGCCGCCGCACGGAGGCAGCAGCAGCAGUACUCCUCCAGAACGGAGUCCAGGCACCGGGAGUCCAGGAAGGUGUCUGUGGCGACAUGAACGGCCGGAGCCUGCGUGA
This is a messenger RNA of Miscanthus lutarioriparius, 303 nucleotides long. The record is from the annotation of a GenBank genome assembly. Lineage: Eukaryota; Viridiplantae; Streptophyta; Magnoliopsida; Poales; Poaceae.